AGCCGCCGACGCCAGCGGACGUGCCCCGCGUUCCGCUUCCGCUUCCCCGGUGAUGGGGCCCCGGUCGCUGCCGCCGCUGGAGCCGGGGCGCCGCCCGCAGCGGGGCAAGUGGUACCGGCUGUCGCCGCAGGGGGAGCGGCCCUGCGGCCGUGUGGGGCACGGCUGCGUUCUCCUUCCCGGCAGCGGUACCGGCCGCGUCCUGGUCCUCGGCGGCGCCGACCCCGCCGGUGCAUUCGCGGACGCGCACUUCGUGGAGCUGGGCGCGCACCGAUGGGCCGCGGCCGGCUGGAGCGGGCUGAGGCCGCGCUAUGAGCACGCCACGUUCCUGCCCGCCGCUGGGACCCCUCGGGUUUGGGUCUUCGGAGGCGCCCACCCCGCGGGGAACCGGAGCUGCGUCCAGGUGCUGGACCCGGAAAUAGGAACCUGGGAGAGCCCUGAAGUGAGCGGGGAGCAGCCGCUGGCUCGGACCUUCCACACGUCCUCAGCAGCGGUAGGGGAGUGCCUGUACGUGUUCGGAGGGGGAGAGAAAGGCGCAGAACCAGUCAGAGAUCAGCGGCUUCACGUGUUUGACACAGCCACCCUGACCUGGUCCCAGCCAGAUACUCACGGUGACCCCCCUUCUCCUCGGCACGGACACGUCGUGGUUGCAGUCGGGACCAAACUCUUCAUCCAUGGAGGUUUAGCUGGGGACAUUUUUUACAAUGACCUGUUCUGCAUCGAUACAACUGACAUGAGGUGGGUUAAGGUACCAGCCACCGGUGACAUCCCAGGAGGACGAGCAUCCCACUCAUCAGCUGUGUUUAAAGACCACUUGUACAUUUUUGGUGGAAUAGGUCCAGAGGGGACGCUGGACACCACAUACAAGUAUCACACAGAGAAGCAGCAGUGGACACUCCUACAGUUCGAUGCCCCUCUGCCUGCUGGGAGGCUGGACCAUGCCAUGUGUGUCAUUCCCUGGCAGACUGGGAAGAGCGAACACACAGGAGCUGCCACUGGGGAAGCCACAGCUGGUCCCCUGCUGAAGAGCCAGGAUGAGGGGCAUGCUGGGGCCACAGUUGUGCAUCUGCUAUUGGUAUUUGGUGGGAUGGACACCCAGGGGGAGAUAUACAGUGACUGCAUUGUCAGUCUGAUUGAAUAGCAGAGCUGCGCUCCUGCGCAGCACCAGCCUUUUGUACACUUUUAUACUGUCCGGUUACUUCUUGGCAA
Pezoporus flaviventris is the source of this 1206-nucleotide messenger RNA. It is a transcript of the gene RABEPK, whose product is annotated as Rab9 effector protein with kelch motifs. NCBI's taxonomy places the organism in Eukaryota, Metazoa, Chordata, Aves, Psittaciformes, Psittacidae. Gene Ontology annotation, molecular function: protein binding. The coding region runs from base 53 to 1138 and encodes 361 amino acids. The record is from RefSeq and is a predicted model, not a curated record. The transcript has 7 exons.